AUGGUCUUUAAACCGUUCAAACCUCCUUUGAUAAGGAAAAACACGCAGGCUUCGAAUACAAAACCAGACCUCCCCAUCGAUACUCUUGACAACCAUGGCCCGCCAGCUAAGAGGCCGCGUCUGCACCAAGAAUGUACCGUGGAUAGUGCAGGUCCAUCGAUGAGAACUGAGAGGAAGCCUUUGGUCCAAGUGAGCAAUACAUGUGAAUCAGGAGACGACAAUGUCAAGGACGAGUCUGCAGGAGAGCGGUAUUUUAAUGUUUUAUGGCGGAAACCUACCACUAAGAAGAAUAAGACCUGGGAUGGUGAUGGUAUACUCUCAGUGCGGAAUGGCUAUGCUCAUUUGCGAGACGUCUCGGGCAAGGACAUGGGCCGGGCUAUACAAGCCUCUUAUCUUGAACCUGGAACUAUGCUCUCGAUCGGAGGCAAGGAAGUUGAGAUCGACUCCGAAAUGUCGAAGAACGAGUAUCUGUCCGGGAAGCAGUUUCUUGAAGCAAAGCCUAGCCCAACUCCGCCGGUAGCGCCACCGAAGAAAGGUUUUGUGUCUGUGUCGGGAAACAAGCCUAGCACGUCGGCUGCCAAGGAGAACCCAGGGGAGAAAGGUCAAAUGCAGAUUAUUCCGAAUCCUGCAUCGAGGAAACAGAGCUCUAUAUCUAGCGCAUACAAAAGACCCCUGUUAGAAAAUACUAUUAUCCCACAGAAAUCUGAGGAGGAGCCCGUUCCUCGUCAUGACCCCAAGCAGCCCGGUGCACUGGUGAUGAAACGGCCAGCAUCCGCUCCUAAGGGGAAAAGAAUUGUCGACGUUGUGGUUGAUCCUAUUCUUGCCAAACACUUGCGGCCGCAUCAGCGUGAGGGAGUUAAGUUCCUUUAUGAAUGUGUCAUGGGGAUGCGAUCGUUCAAUGGCCAAGGUGCUAUUUUAGCGGACGAUAUGGGCCUGGGUAAAACCUUGCAGACAAUCACGCUAUUAUGGACCUUGCUUAAACAGAAUCCGAUCUAUGAGAAUCCCCCUGAAGUUAAGAAAGCACUUAUCGUGUGCCCUGUGACUUUGAUCAAUAACUGGAGGAAGGAAUUCCGGAAAUGGCUUGGGAAUGAACGAAUUGGCGUAUUUGUCUUUGAUGACAAGCGAAAACGACUGACUGAUUUUACCAGGGGUAGAGCAUACAAUAUCAUGAUUGUUGGUUAUGAAAAAUUAAGAACCGUGCAAGAAGGACUUGCACAAGGAGCUGGGGUCGACAUCAUAAUUGCGGAUGAGGGCCACAGACUCAAAACACUUCAAAAUAAGAGUGGACAGGCGAUACAGUCGCUGAAUGCCACUAAAAGAGUGAUUCUCUCGGGUACUCCGAUCCAGAAUGACCUGAAGGAAUUCUUCGCGGCGGUGGAUCUCGUGAACCCGGGAGUUCUGGGAAAUUUCAAGGCAUUUGUACGCGAAUUCGAGGUUCCUAUUGUGAAGAGCAGACAGCCAGAGGCAACAAGGAAAGAUAUCGAGAAGGGAGAAGCCAGAAAUGAAGAGCUCCGUGAACUUACCUCUCAGUUCAUGCUACGGAGAACCGCGGACAUUCUUGCAAACUACCUUCCACCAAAGUCAGAAUACAUACUCUUUUGCGACCCAACGCCCACCCAAGCGAACAUUUACCAAAACGUGCUCGCGUCACCUGUAUUUCAAUGUGCCGUUGGCAACUCAGAGAAUGCUCUACAGCUCAUCACUAUUCUGAAGAAGCUCUGCAACAGCCCUUCACUGCUUUCCCCAAGAAAUGUAGACGAAAAACCCAGCGAAACAAUCGCAGCUCUACUAUCCUCUCUACCUCCGAACCUCCUACGACACUUUUCUCCAUCCUCCAGCGCUAAAAUCCGAGUCCUAGACCAACUACUACACAUCCUGCAUACCUCAACUUCAGAGAAAGUCGUUCUCGUUUCAAACUACACAUCCACGCUCAAUCUGUUAGCUACGCUCCUAACCUCAUUAUCACUUCCAUUUCUACGACUAGAUGGCUCGACUCCAGCGCAAAAAAGACAAUCCCUAGUCGAAGACUUCAACCGCUUCCCAACAAACCGCUGCUUCGCAUUCCUCCUAUCUGCUAAGGCAGGAGGCACGGGGCUGAAUCUAAUAGGCGCCAGCCGCCUCAUCUUAUUCGACGUGGACUGGAACCCAGCCACCGACAUCCAAGCCAUGGCCAGAAUCCACCGCGACGGGCAAAAACGACACUGUCGAAUAUACCGCAUCCUACUGAAGGGCAGCUUGGAAGAGAAGAUCUGGCAACGCCAAGUGACCAAGCUCGGACUCGCAGAUAGCGUCAUGGAACACAAGGAUAACGCUGCCCAGUUCUCUCGAGAUGAACUAAAAGACCUCUUCCGUCUCGACCAGGAUAGCAAAUGUCAAACGCACGAGCUUCUAGGCUGUGAUUGUGGGGGCAGGGGACAAAAUGUGUCAACCUCGGACUCUCACGCUGGCUCCCCGGCAGACGGACAAGGCAAUGUAUUGGAUUCAGAUGAUUCAGAGGAAGUGGAAGAGGACUUCCCGGACGUUCUGACCCUCAUUAAAGCUUCCAAGCUGGACAUGAAGAAGCAAGAGCGCAUGAUUGAGGCGACUCGCGGGGCACGCCGUGGGGGUAGAACGACCAAAAGCACUGAUGGCACCAAAUCUGACAAGCAAAAGGAUAAGAUGCAGCAGUCGCUGUCUCAAUACUCCCAUAUCGAUCCCUGUCACCUAACAACCACAACUGAUGAUACGCAAGAUAUCCAACAAGUUAUUGAUGACGACGUGCUUCUCUCUAUGUUAAAAGAAGAGGAUAAUAGGAUAAGUUUCGUUUUCAAGAAAUCUAGCGUGGCGUUGGCAAAGGACACGGAUUCGUCGAUGCCGGUUGUUUUAUCGGACUAA
This is a messenger RNA of Aspergillus oryzae RIB40, 2874 nucleotides long. Its product is annotated as DEAD/DEAH box helicase. The transcript is spliced from 2 exons. Gene Ontology annotation, molecular function: ATP-dependent chromatin remodeler activity; ATP binding; DNA translocase activity. The record is from RefSeq and is a predicted model, not a curated record. Lineage: Eukaryota; Fungi; Ascomycota; Eurotiomycetes; Eurotiales; Aspergillaceae. Gene Ontology annotation, cellular component: nucleus. Gene Ontology annotation, biological process: reciprocal meiotic recombination; double-strand break repair via homologous recombination. The coding region runs from base 1 to 2874 and encodes 957 amino acids.